AUGAUUAUCCUCGGUGACAUCUUCACUGCAAUCACCCUCCUGUACUUUGCAAGACAAAGUAUACUUGCCCUUUACGAAUUGGUAAAGGAUGCCUUCUCAGCUAUCAAACGCUUCUUGCAGACCCUGCGAGAAUGGAAAUACCCACAGGCACCGUCGUCUCAAACCCCAUCCGACGUGCCUGCAUGUGUUCUGGUAGAAGAAUCAUCAUCUUCCCUUCAAGAAACCGGCCCCAGUUCACUUCUCGAUGCUGAUACUGAUCUUAAGGAGCACUGGGGACAUGAUUUGCAUCUCCCUUGGACUCCACAGGUGGUUGAGAUUACCGACUACACAGAGUCUUUCACUGUUUACCGUCGCAAGGAACCUUACCCAUCACGUCUACGCUCCUUCUUUUGCGGAAUCAUCGAUGCAGCUCGAGGACCUCGCAAGACUCCUCCAACAUACGCCAAUUUGAAGGAUGAACUAGCCGCAUGUGGCAUGGAGUGA
[Torrubiella] hemipterigena is the source of this 483-nucleotide messenger RNA. NCBI's taxonomy places the organism in Eukaryota, Fungi, Ascomycota, Sordariomycetes, Hypocreales, Clavicipitaceae. The record is from the annotation of a GenBank genome assembly.